AUGCAUCGGCACCUCCUCCAUGGCAUUUCUGGAGCCGUUCUCCUUCUUACGAUCAUGGCGCUCCUCUCUGUAAGACAUUACGGCAUCCGGGAGGCAGGUGGCUACCAAAGGCUUGCAAAAGAGACAUCCAGUAGACAGGAGCAGCAGGAAAUGAUGCGAUGGACCACCAAGGGUGUGAUGUACCACCACAGCAGAGAGCAAGAGAAUGAAGAACUCAAGGUCAACGUAGCACGUUCUGAUGCUGGGGAAGGCCUGUUGCUAGAGGAGCUUUUCAUUGCUGUAAAGACAACCCACAAGUUCCACCAGUCCAGGAUGAGAUUACUGCUAGAUACAUGGAUAUCACGGGUCAGAAACCAGACAUAUGUCUUUACGGAUAAAGAAGAUGAUGAACUGCAGGAAAAACUGGGUGAUCAUGUCAUCAUCACGAAUUGCUCUGCAGAGCAUAGCCACCCAGCACUCUCGUGCAAAAUGGCGGCUGAGUUCGAUGUGUUUUUGGCAAGUGGCCUCAGCUGGUUUUGCCACCUUGAUGAUGAUAACUACCUGAACCCACAGGCUCUGCUCAAGCUCUUGUGGUCUUAUUCCGCAGACCAUGACGUUUACAUUGGGAAGCCCAGCUUGAAUAGGCCAAUUCGUGCCUCAGAAACUUCCCCUAACAAUCAGACAAAACCAGUGUAUUUUUGGUUUGCCACUGGAGGUGCUGGAUUCUGUAUUAGCCAGAAGCUGGCCACCAAGAUGGUUCCCUGGGCAAGUGGCAACAACUUCAUUAUCACGUCAGAGCUCAUCCGCCUCCCAGAUGACUGCACUGUGGGUUACAUCAUUGAGUGCAAGUUAGGAGGACGCCUGGUCCCUAGUGCCCUGUUCCACUCUCACCUGGAGAACCUGCCGCUAAUCCAGAGAUCCCAACUGACCAAGCAGGUCACUCUGAGUUACGGCAUGUUUGAGAAGAAGCUCAAUGCGAUCAAGCUGGCCGGUCCCUUCUCCAAGCAAGAUGACCCUUCCAGGUUCCGCUCAAUCCACUGCCUGCUUUAUCCAGACACUCCCUGGUGCCCACAGCAUGUGACGAUCGGCCAGAAACCGUCGUAG
Hemicordylus capensis (graceful crag lizard) is the source of this 1083-nucleotide messenger RNA. It is a transcript of the gene MFNG, whose product is annotated as MFNG O-fucosylpeptide 3-beta-N-acetylglucosaminyltransferase. NCBI's taxonomy places the organism in Eukaryota, Metazoa, Chordata, Lepidosauria, Squamata, Cordylidae. The record is from RefSeq and is a predicted model, not a curated record. Bases 1 to 1083 code for a protein of 360 amino acids. Gene Ontology annotation, cellular component: Golgi membrane. The transcript is spliced from 8 exons. Gene Ontology annotation, molecular function: O-fucosylpeptide 3-beta-N-acetylglucosaminyltransferase activity. Gene Ontology annotation, biological process: pattern specification process; regulation of Notch signaling pathway.